Messenger RNA from Panicum hallii, 2243 nucleotides. Its product is annotated as ankyrin repeat-containing protein At5g02620-like. The coding region runs from base 295 to 2031 and encodes 578 amino acids. The record is from RefSeq and is a predicted model, not a curated record. Gene Ontology annotation, molecular function: protein phosphatase 1 binding; protein phosphatase regulator activity. Gene Ontology annotation, cellular component: plasma membrane. Lineage: Eukaryota; Viridiplantae; Streptophyta; Magnoliopsida; Poales; Poaceae. The transcript has 5 exons.
GGUGAAAAGCACAAGCACAAUGGUUGGCAUAUAUUCAAGCUAAAAGAUGCUCUUUGACUCACACCACACCGAUGCCCAAGAUGGAUCCAGUGCCCGAGGGCAAUAAUCAUCGCAUGGAGAGCAUACGGUGGUGAAGGAAAGGAACAAGCAAGCACUUCCGUAUCCAACAGCAACACAUCCCGGGCUGACCUCCCUCUACGUACACCAGUCCACUGGAACUUAGAAUAUUUGAAGCGGCAGCCUGUGAUUGAGAGUAUGGGGGCUUGAGAAGCGGUCCACACCUUCCAAACAUGGAUGACGGACGGCACAGCUACCAUUGGUUCAUCAGGCAUGGACAGACGUCUACUGCAAGCAGCUGUAGCUGGUUAUACAGCAGAAAUGGAGAGCAUUGUUCGGGAUGACCCGGACAUGCUGCUUGGAACAACUCCACAGGGGAAUACCUGCCUCCACAUCGCCUCCGCUCAUGGCCACCAGGGAUUCUGCAAAUAUAUCAUUGAAGUACAAACGCAGUCUCGUCUCCUCAACACCGUCAACACAGAUGGCGAGACACCGUUGAUCACCGCCGUGACCAGCGGCCAUGUCUCUUUAGCUUCAUAUCUGCUCAAGUGCUGCCUCGACGACGGGCACUUGACCGAAGCAAUCUUGAACCAAGACAAGCAUGGAUGCAAUGCGCUGCACCACGCCAUCCGCUGCGGACACAAGAAGCUCGCUCUCGAGCUGAUAGAAGUGGAGCCUGACUUGUCGAAAGCUGUUAACAAAUAUGACGAGUCGCCCAUGUUCAUCGCGGCGAUGAGAAAUUUCACAGAUGUAGUCGAGAAGCUGUUGGAGGUUCCUGAUUCUGCUCAUGGGGGAACCUCCAGAUUCAAUGCUCUGCAUGCUGCCGUCAGAAAUGGCAAUUCAGUUAUCGCCAAAAUGCUUGUUGAGAGACGUCCUGUGUUGGUGAGACAAGAAAACAGCGCAGCGAGUACUCCAAUGCGUUUUGCCAUUAUUGAGAACAAGAUUUCCGUGCUAAGAGUGUUGUUGGAACAUGACUUCUCUUUGGGAUAUGAAGUCUACACAAAUGGUACCAUUCUUCUUCACUAUGCCGCAGAGCGAGGCAAUGUUGAUGCUGCUCGAGAGCUUCUUAAACACUGUCCAGAUGCUCCCUCUAUUGUUAGAGAUGGUACCUCAUGUCUCCACACAGCCGUACACUGUGAUCAGACAGAGUUUGUAGAAUUUGUUGUGCAGUCACAACAGCUUCGGAAACUCAUCAACAUGCGAGAUAAAGACGGUUGUACUGCUCUGCAUCGUGCAAUCCUGAAGUGUAAUCCGAAAAUUGUCGCUGCAUUACUGUGUCAUCAAGACAAAGACGUCACAAUGCUCAAUAGAUCUGGUAACCCGGCAAUCUGGGUUCCAUCUGAUGCCGUCGAUCACGCUAAGACAUUGAAUUGGAAUGAAGUAUCCAUGCUUAUGUUAAAAGCAGAUCCAGAAGCUGCAGGGGCAAUUUAUAAUCUUCAAAGGUCAAUAAAAGCUGUAGUUAUUGAAAAAUCAAAGAAAGAUAUCAGGUCAUUGACUCAGACAUACACAGGAAACACUUCUUUAGUAGCGAUCCUCAUUACGACAAUCACCUUUGCUGCUGCUUUUACCUUGCCUGGAGGAUACAGUAGUGAUGCUGGAAGUCAGGGGCUCCCCGUUAUGGGUAGGAGCCUUGCAUUUAAGGCGUUCUUGAUCUCCGACACCUUAGCAAUGUGCUCCUCACUUAUUGUUGCCUUCGUAUGCAUCAUAGCAAGGUGGGAGGAUCUUGAAUUCUUGCUUUACUACAGAUCUUUUACAAAGAAGCUUAUGUGGUUUGCAUACAUGGCAACUGCCACAGCAUUCGCGACUGGUUUAUACACUGUUUUGGCCCCUCAUCUCAAGGUAUUGGCCAUUGCAAUCUGUGUUGUAUCAAUUUUAUUGCCUAUUAUUACUAAGCUAGUUGGUGAGUGGCCCACCCUGAAGCUCAAGAUUCAGUUGGGCAAAACUUUCAAGUCUGACCUCCUUGAUAUGGUUUGAUCUCUCACAAGUUAAUAUGUUGGUUCCGAUCCAGCUACGCAUUAUGUUUAUCAUCUUAAGAAAAAUAUUAGGUAUCUUACCAACUAUUAUGCAGAUUGUGUUAGGUUUGUAAUAUGGGAUGCUCCAAAAAGCAUAAUUUAUGUAAUGAACAUCAUUUAUAUUUCAAGCUUUUGCUGAUUGAUAAUCUGUAAUAAUUAUUUCAAUUUGUUUUU